UCUCUGUCUGUUGGAUCUUCUCUGAUCUCUUCAGACUCUGUGAGGCUGCUGAAUGGGACCAGUCUGUGUUCAGGCAGACUGGAGGUCAACUACAACCAGUCUAACCAGUCCAAGCAGAGCUGGACCUCCGUGUGUGAAGCUGAUUUUGACCAGCAGGAUGCAGAGGUGGUCUGUAGGGAGCUUGGCUGCGGGCCUCCCUCAGCCCUCCAGGGGGCGCUCUAUGGAGAUGUGGGGGCUCCAGUGUGGAGCAAAGAGUUCCAGUGUGAAGGCCAUGAGUCUGCUCUCCUGGACUGUAGGAGCUCAAACUCUACUAGAAGCAGCUGCUCACCAGGAAAAGCUGUUGGACUCACCUGCUCAGAGCCUAUCAGGUUAGUGGGAGGAGCCAGUCGCUGUGCAGGUACACUGGAGUUGAAAAUAGGAGAGUGGAGACCAGUGGAUGGACCUAACUGGGCCCUGAAGGAAGCAGCUGUUGCCUGUAAACAUCUGGACUGUGGCUCUGCUCUUGCUAUAGAAGAUAGGCAGUCCUCAGACAGAGCUGUGUGGAGGAUACCAUUGAACCUUGUUUGGAGUGGAUCCCCUCUGAGGGAGUUUGCAAGAUCCGCUAUCUCUUCCACCGUUUUGUAUCUCACAUGCUCAGGUAACCACGACACUUCAUCAUUUGUUACAUAA
Molecule: messenger RNA, 669 nt
Organism: Oreochromis aureus
Lineage: Eukaryota; Metazoa; Chordata; Actinopteri; Cichliformes; Cichlidae
Product: scavenger receptor cysteine-rich type 1 protein M130-like
Exons: 2
Cellular component (GO): membrane
Source: RefSeq, a predicted model, not a curated record